This is a messenger RNA of Ziziphus jujuba (common jujube), 2378 nucleotides long. RefSeq names its product extensin-2. NCBI's taxonomy places the organism in Eukaryota, Viridiplantae, Streptophyta, Magnoliopsida, Rosales, Rhamnaceae. The record is from RefSeq and is a predicted model, not a curated record. Gene Ontology annotation, biological process: plant-type cell wall organization. The transcript has a single exon. Bases 65 to 2095 code for a protein of 676 amino acids. Gene Ontology annotation, molecular function: structural constituent of cell wall.
CCAUGCAAUUCACGUUUACAACUCUUAUAUCUAACGAGUAGUACAUUUUUCUGGCUUUGGAAAAAUGGGAACCUCGGGACACCCGAGGCAUUGGCCUCCAAUGCUCUAUGCAGUGGCAUUUUUGUGCCUCAUAGCCGGUAGUGUGGUUGCUGAUAAGCCUUAUGUUUAUGCCUCUCCUCCGCCACCAAAACAUGCUCGCCAUCUGCCUUACCCUCCUAAACAUCAUCAUCAUAAGUCUCCACCACCUCCUUACAUCUACAAAUCACCUCCACCUCCAUCUCCAUCGCCUCCUCCUCCUUAUGUAUACAAGUCUCCACCACCACCAUCCCCGUCACCACCCCCUCCAUAUGUCUACAAAUCCCCUCCACCUCCAUCUCCAUCUCCUCCUCCUCCUUAUGUGUAUAAGUCUCCACCACCACCAUCUCCUUCACCACCGCCUCCUUAUGUCUACAAGUCUCCUCCUCCACCAUCUCCUUCACCGCCACCUCCUUACGUCUAUAAGUCUCCACCACCACCAUCUCCUUCACCACCCCCACCAUACGUCUACAAAUCCCCACCACCACCAUCUCCUUCACCUCCUCCUCCUUACGUCUAUAAGUCUCCUCCACCACCAUCUCCUUCACCACCCCCGCCAUAUGUCUACAAGUCUCCACCCCCACCAUCUCCUUCACCUCCUCCUCCUUAUGUCUACAAGUCUCCUCCACCACCAUCUCCUUCACCACCCCCACCAUACGUUUACAAGUCUCCACCCCCACCAACUCCAUCACCACCACCUCCCUAUGUCUACAAGUCCCCACCUCCACCAUCUCCUUCACCUCCUCCUCCUUACAUCUAUAAGUCUCCUCCACCACCAUCUCCUUCACCACCCCCACCAUAUGUUUACAAGUCCCCACCCCCACCAUCUCCAUCACCCCCACCUCCCUAUAUGUACAAGUCCCCACCUCCACCAUCUCCUUCACCUCCCCCUCCUUACAUCUAUAAGUCUCCUCCACCACCAUCUCCUUCACCACCCCCACCAUAUGUUUACAAGUCUCCACCCCCACCAUCUCCCUCACCACCACCUCCCUAUAUCUACAAGUCCCCACCUCCACCAUCUCCUUCACCUCCUCCUCCUUACAUCUAUAAGUCUCCUCCACCACCAUCUCCUUCACCUCCCCCACCAUAUGUUUACAAGUCUCCACCCCCACCAUCUUCAUCACCCCCACCUCCCUAUGUCUACAAGUCCCCACCUCCACCAUCUCCCUCACCCCCUCCUCCUUACAUCUAUAAGUCUCCUCCACCACCAUCUCCUUCACCUCCCCCACCAUAUGUUUACAAGUCUCCACCCCCACCAUCUCCAUCACCACCACCUCCCUAUGUCUACAAGUCCCCACCUCCACCAUCUCCCUCACCCCCUCCUCCUUACAUCUAUAAGUCCCCACCUCCACCAUCUCCAUCCCCACCGCCUCCUUAUGUCUACAAAUCUCCUCCACCACCUUCUUCUUCACCUCCUCCUCCUUACAUCUACAAGUCCCCACCUCCACCAUCUCCUUCACCACCUCCUCCUUAUGUCUACAAAUCCCCACCUCCUCCAUCCCCCUCACCACCACCUCCUUACGUCUAUAAGUCUCCACCACCCCCAUCUCCUUCACCACCACCUCCUUAUGUCUAUAAAUCUCCACCUCCACCUUCUCCAUCACCACCUCCUCCCUAUGUCUACAAGUCUCCACCUCCACCAUCUCCAUCACCACCACCUCCCUACAUUUACAAGUCUCCGCCACCCCCAUCUCCAUCACCUCCACCACCUUAUGUCUAUAAAUCACCACCACCACCCUCACCCUCACCACCUCCACCUUAUGUCUACAAGUCACCCCCACCUCCAUCUCCUUCACCACCACCUCCAUCUCCUUCACCACCACCUCCUUAUGUCUACAAGUCUCCACCACCACCGUCUCCAUCACCACCACCUCCCUAUGUCUACAAGUCCCCUCCUCCACCAUCUCCUUCAACUCCUCCUCCUUACGUUUACAAGUCCCCACCUCCACCAUCUCCUUCACCUCCUCCUCCUUAUGUCUAUAAGUCACCACCACCACCUCCACCCCAUAAUCACUACUAAGCUUAAGGCUAGCUGAAUCAGCUUGAAUAACAACUACUUUCCUUAAACUUUUAUCUUUGGUUCUGGACAAGUGCCCUGCAUUAUUACUCCACACAUUAGCAACUGUCUUUCUGAACAAUAAUGGUCUGGCAUGUUAGAUCUAUGAUGGAUUCGUUUACAUAUAAAGCAUUCAUUGUACAAUUCUUGUAUGGGGAUGAAAACCAGUAACUUUCAGUACUGCAUUUGUAUUAAUGUUCCAUGUUUUCUAUAUAUCUUUAUUUACAAUGAAAUUUAAGUUAUUCUC